Molecule: messenger RNA, 4480 nt
Organism: Chelonoidis abingdonii (Abingdon island giant tortoise)
Lineage: Eukaryota; Metazoa; Chordata; Testudines; Testudinidae
Source: RefSeq, a predicted model, not a curated record
GUAUAGGGCCGGUACAUUCUUUCGUCUCCUGCCCCACCCUUUCAACUGCUUCUUCCUCCGCCGCCGCCGUUGCAGUGUGGUGGGGAGCGAGUGCGCGCGCACGCGCGUGCGGGGGGAGGGGGCAGCCAUGCCGAGGGGGCGGCCUUCCAAACCCAGCAGGGAGGACAGCAAGGCCGGUGCCGAGUCAGGCCACUGUAGCACCAGAACAGCCCGCAGCCGGCUGCGUUCCUCACAACAUCCUGCCAGCAGAGCCAGGUUAGGAGAUGGUGUUCUGACACUGAAUACAGAGAACAGUAAUUGUUCCUACCAAGUACCAAGCAUCCGUAAGUGUGAAAUCUGUUUGCUAUCUUUUUCAAAAGUGACACAGUUCCAGCGCCACAUGAGGGAUCAUGAGAGAAAUGACAAGCCUCAUCGGUGCGACCAGUGUCCAAUGUCAUUUAAUGUUGAGUUCAACUUGACACUUCAUAAAUGUACUCACAAUGGGGAAGAUCCGACAUGUCCUGUGUGUAACAAGAAAUUCUCCAGAGUGGCUAGUCUCAAAGCUCAUAUUAUGCUACAUGAGAAAGAAGAGAAUCUUAUUUGUUCAGAGUGUGGAGAUGAGUUUACUUUGCAGACCCAACUGUCCAUGCAUAUGGAAGAACAUCGUCAGGAAUUGGCUGGAAGCAGGACCCACAGCUGCAAGUCCUGUAAGAAGGAAUUUGAGACUUCCUCACAGCUUAAGGAUCACAUGAAAACUCACUACAAAAUAAGGGUAUCCAAUACUAGAUCUUACAAUCGAAAUAUUGACAGAAGUGGGUUUACAUAUUCAUGUCCGCACUGUGGAAAGACAUUCCAAAAACCAAGUCAGUUAACUCGACAUGUUAGAAUACAUACAGGUGAAAGACCAUUUACAUGUAGUGAAUGUGGGAAAGCCUUUAAUCAAAAGGGGGCAUUACAGACACACAUGAUUAAGCAUACUGGUGAAAAACCCCAUGCUUGUGCCUUUUGUCCAGCAGCCUUUUCUCAAAAAGGCAAUCUUCAGUCUCAUGUGCAGAGAGUUCAUUCAGAGGUGAAGAAUGGCCCUACCUAUAACUGUACAGAAUGUAGCUGUGUUUUCAAAAGUUUAGGCAGCUUAAAUACUCACAUCAGCAAGAUGCAUAUGGGUGGUCCACAGAACUCAGCAAGCACUGCUACGGAAGCAUCUCAUGUUACAACGGAACCUGUGCCCCCGCCUCUGACGUCUCCUGCUAACCUGAUGCAACCUGUUGAUAAUAAAUGGAAGAAUGCCACACAUUUUCGGUCUCCACUUCUUCAACAGACAGAAAACCAAGUAACUUCAGCUGCAGGUCAACAAGGGCAACAGGCUGUAACAGAUGUCAUCCAGCAGCUCCUUGAGCUGUCAGAGCCAGGUCCAGUAGAAAAUAACCAGCCCCAGCAACCUGGCCAACAACUCAAUAUUGCAGUAGGACUCAAUCGAGACAUUUUGCAGCAAGCCUUAGAAAACAGUGGGCUAUCUUCAAUUCCAGUCUCAGCGCAUCCUACAGACUGCAGCCAGGCUAAGAAUCCUACAACACAGGAUCAAAAUCCAGAUGUUCAGAAUCUUUCUAAUCAUCAAGCUGACCCUAAUAAUGCAGAACAAGAUAAAGAGCAAGAAAGCCCAGAUAAGUUGGAUAAAAAAGAGAAAAAGGUUGUAAAGAAAAAGUCACCAUUUUUACCUGGUUCUGUACGUGAAGAGAAUGGAAUAAGAUGGCAUGUUUGCCCAUAUUGCUCUAAAGAAUUUAAAAAACCCAGUGAUCUAGUGCGCCACAUUCGAAUUCACACGCAUGAGAAGCCAUUCAAGUGUCCCCAGUGUUUCCGCGCCUUUGCUGUGAAGAGCACUCUCACAGCACACACAAAAACACACACUGGCAUUAAAGCUUUUAAGUGCCAGUAUUGUACGAAAUGUUUUUCCACCUCAGGAAGCUUAAAAGUUCACAUUCGUCUGCAUACAGGUGUUAGACCUUUUGCUUGUCCUCACUGUGAUAAAAAGUUCAGAACAUCUGGCCACAGGAAGACCCACGUUGCUUCACACUUUAAACACACUGAAUUACGAAAGAUGCGACAUCAGCGUAAACCUGCAAAAGUUCGACUAGGAAAGACCAACGUUCCAGUACCGGAUAUUCCUUUGCAAGAACCCAUACUCAUCACUGAUUUAGGUCUUAUCCAGCCAAUCCCAAGGAAUAGCCAGUUUUUCCAAAGUUAUUUUAAUAAUAGUUUUGGAAAUGAAGCAGACAGGCCAUACAAGUGUUAUUACUGCAGUCGAGCAUAUAAAAAAUCUUGUCAUCUUAAGCAACAUAUCAGAUCACACACCGGUGAGAAGCCAUUUAAGUGUUCUCAGUGCGGAAGAGGUUUUGUCUCGGCUGGAGUGCUAAAAGCACAUAUUAGAACUCAUACUGGAUUGAAAGCUUUUAAGUGUCUUAUAUGUAAUGGGGCCUUCACUACUGGUGGUAGCCUCAGGCGACACAUGGGGAUUCAUAAUGAUCUUCGACCAUAUAUGUGUCCAUAUUGUCAAAAAACAUUCAAAACUUCAUUAAACUGCAAAAAACACAUGAAAACUCAUAGGUAUGAGCUUGCACAGCAGCUUCAGCAGCACCAGCAAGCUGCUUCAAUAGAUGAUUCAACAGUAGAUCAGCAAAGCAUUCAUGUUUCCACUCAGAUGCAAGUAGAGAUUGAAAGUGAUGAGCUGCAGCAGCCAGAAGCUGUCACAACAGAUCAGGAAGCUAUUUUAGAACUAGACCAGCAGCAGGUGGUAGCCACAGAAGAAACAGGACUGGGACAACAAUUGACUGACCAAUCUUUAGAGCAAGAUGAAGAUAGGUUUGUGACAUCCCAACAUGCUUUGCAGGAGAACAUCAAUCAGUUUGAACAGCAGACUCUAACACAACAGUCAUUUGAUCAGCAAGGGUUAUCACAAGGUUUUACAGUGAAUGAUAGCUACAAUCAACAGAAUCAUUUUUCAGCUGUACAGCAGCUACAGGAUUCAAGCACUCUUGAGUCUCAGGCUCUUUCAACAAGUUACCAUCAACCAAAUCUGCUUCAAGUUCCUAACCCAGAGACUAUUAAUGUGACUACUCGCCUCAUACAGGAUCAGUCACAAGAAGAACUUGAACUGCAUGCCCAACGCUCCCAGUUUCUUGAGGAGAAUGAAGAUCAAAGCAGACGUUCAUACAGAUGUGACUAUUGCAACAAGGGUUUUAAGAAAUCCAGCCAUUUGAAGCAGCAUGUACGAUCACACACUGGUGAGAAACCUUAUAAAUGCCAGCUAUGUGGCCGUGGAUUUGUUUCCUCAGGAGUUCUUAAAUCACAUGAGAAGACUCACACAGGAGUUAAAGCAUUCAGCUGUAGCAUUUGCAAUACAGCUUUCACUACCAAUGGCAGCCUUACCAGGCAUAUGGCAACUCAUAUGAGCAUGAAGCCUUACAAGUGCCCAUUCUGUGAUGAAAGCUUCCGAACAACCGUUCACUGCAAAAAGCACAUGAAAAAACACCAGACGGUCUCCUCUGCAGUAGCAGGAACUGGAGAGGCCGGAGGAGGAGUUGUAUGUGUGGAAGAAGAUGAUGAAAAUUCUGAAAGAACUGCUUCUAGAAAGUCUCGUCCUGGUGUCAUCACUUUCACGGAGGAAGAAACAGCAGAACUGGCAAAAAUUAGACCUCGAGAAAGUGCCACAGUCUCAGAAAAAGUUCUUGUCCAGUCUGCUGCGGAAAAGGACAGAAUCAGUGAGAUCAAAGAUAAGCAUGCAGAACUGGAAGCGGAGCCCAAAUACGCCAAUUGUUGUACUUAUUGUCCCAAAAGCUUUAAAAAACCCAGUGAUUUAGUCAGGCAUGUUCGUAUCCACACUGGGGAGAAACCAUAUAAAUGUGAUGAAUGUGGAAAGAGUUUUACUGUAAAGUCUACUCUGGAUUGCCAUGUAAAAACGCACACAGGUCAGAAGCUCUUCAGUUGCCAUGUAUGCAGUAAUUCUUUUUCUACCAAAGGGAGUCUAAAAGUGCAUAUGCGUCUGCAUACAGGAGCAAAGCCAUUUAAGUGUCCACACUGUGACUUACGGUUUCGUACUUCAGGACGCAGAAAAACGCACAUACAGUGUCACUAUAAACCGGAAACCAAGAGGGUCAGGAAGCCUGUUACCCGUACAUCUGCUGAGGGAUUACAACCAGUGAAUCUUCUUAAUUCUUCCACGACAGAUCCCAAUGUUUUUAUCAUGAAUAACUCUGUUCUGACAGGUCAAUUUGAUCAAAAUUUGCUUCAGCAAGGACUUGUGAGCCAGGCAAUCCUUCCUGCUUCUAUGUCAGCUGGAGGUGACUUAACUGUGUCCUUGACAGAUGGUAGCUUGGCCACUCUUGAAGGCAUACAGUUACAACUUGCUACUAAUUUGGUUGGACAGAAUGUUCAAAUUUCUGGAAUAGAUGCUGCCAGUAUUAACAACAUCACAUUACAGUCUUUCACAGAGUGCUCUCCCACUUAA